GCCCGCACUCGGCGCUGGCUCCCGGGGAGCGGCCGCAGGCGGACAUGGGCCCCCGCUCCGUCCCGCUCCUGCCGCUGCUCCUGGCGCUACUCGGCCGCCCGGAUCCCGGGAGAGCCGAGAGCUGUGACCUGCAGCCGGUGACAGCGAAGCCACCCGUCACCCUGUCCUAUGUCACCAGCACGGUGCCGCGGGGCUGUGUCAGCAACAGCUCCAUGGGUACUGGCCAUGAAGUCCAUGUCCUCAGCGCCAAGUGGUCCAAGGACUCUCCUGUCCCUCUGGAGGUGACAGUCACUCCAAGAGCCGGUGUCUGCAGCCGGCUAGCAGUGCUCGUCCUCUUCUGCACCGACUGCUCUGCCUACAUCAAGUCCCAGUGCUCAAACCUGAUCAUCCACACUGAUGCCCACCUCAUCAUGGAUACCGUCAGAGCAUCAGACCCUGGGCCACCCAUGGUCUCCAAAAGGGAGAAGCUCCUGGACUGGGCUCAGGAUGUCUAUCAGGGCAUCACAUCCUACAGUGAGCUGCAGGACCCCCACAAAGUCCGGCUCCACCUGGGAGAAGAUGCGCACAGUCCUCCAGUAUGCAUUCCCCAGGAGCACUUCAAUGCCACUCUGCACCUUGAGACUGAGGUCCUCUUCCACGGGAUGAAGGGCUGCUCACGCAGUGAUGCCCAGAGCACCAGGGCCGCUCACAUCAUCCAACUGCAGUCGGAGCUCAGCUCCCCCAUCACAGAGGUGGAACUGAAGCUGAAAUGUCCUUCGAAUUCUGUUGGUGACCAGAUGCUCAUCCUGCAGAGCAAGGCAAAUUUCACCUGGCGCCUCUUCUUGGAGUGCAGCAUCCAGUUACUGGUCUCUGGGAAUUACAUCAUGCCCUUUUCUCCGGAGAUGUUGCGUGGGGAGCACCUGCCUGACACGGAGCAGGACCUCAUCGCUAAAGCCUUUGAGAAGAACUGCAGUGUCAUUGCCUCCUACUCCGCCAUCCCUGCCAGCACCCACAUCAUCAUGAAGAUUCUUGAGCAUGAGACGGUUGAGACGCCGGUGGCGACCACCCCCCUUGACACCAUACAGUCCCAAGACUUGCCCCGCCAGGUGCUGCAGACCCUCAAGCCCUGGAAGUGCACAGAUGAAACCAUGGAAAUUGUCAUCAUCAGGUCUCACCUGGAGCCCAUCAAGGACGUGGUGAACAUCACCCUGAGGGACAUCAGCUGCCAGGCAGAGAAAAAUGCCACCCACUUCAUGUUGAAAAGCCCCCUCAGCCACUGCGGCACCUCACUGGAGGGCAGGGACUAUGCCAACAAUGAGCUCAUCCUCAGCCUGGCCAAGGAUGCAGUGCUCCGGAGUGUGCGGGUUGGCUUCCAGUGCGAGAUCCCACGGGAGCUUUUCCUGCGCCUUUUCCCCACUGCUGACUUCAAGGCACCACAGACAGAGCUGGAGAUCAACAAGGAGGUCUUUGUGCAGGCGUCCAUGCGGUGGAUGGAUCACCCGGCUGACCUGCAGCUGAAGGAGUGCUCGCUGUCGGCCGCAGGGCGGGAGCCAGUGGUGCUGGUGCGGGGCGGGGAGGCGCAUGGUGCGGGGGUGGCUGUGCUGGAGAGCCCCACCAGCACCCACGGGAGGAAGGUGUGGCGGUUCCGCUUCACCUACACCAUUCCUGAGGGACACAAACCAUUCACAACUGCCAGACUCACGUGCAAGGCUGGCUUGCAGAAUGACACCAUCUUUGAGAAGUGCCUGGAGGUGACAGUGAAGGAUGGCUGGCGGCCUCUCAACUACCGUGGGCUGGGGCUGGCUGCUGUCCUGGGCAUCACCUUCGGCGCCUUCCUCAUCGGAGCACUCCUCACUGCUGGGCUCUGGUACAUCUACUCACACACCCCCGGUUUCCAGCACGGCGCCAGCCUCGGAGAGCAGCAGCACCAACCACAGCAUUGGCAGCACCCAGAGCACCCCUUGCUCCACCAGCAGCAUGGCCUGACGCCCCCGGGCCCGCCCGAGCCCGUGCAGCCCCCGGCCAACGGACUUGGGGACCCACCCCAGUGCCAUUAAGCUGAUUUUUUGCCCCAAAUCUGAGGCCGAGCCCAGAGGGGGCCUCCAUUACUCAUUCAGUGAAUGCUUUGGCCCCCCGAGGGCAGCCCACACCCCCCUGGGGUCCCCUGCUGCAGUGGGGAGGCAGAAUGAGCAGCUGUUGCCAAAACCUCCCACGAGGCUCCCCAUCAAAUGGGGGGGGAAGAAGAAGUGGGUGCCCCCUGGACAUGCCCCAGCACUUGGGGUGACCCCCGUGCCCCUCCUGCAACCCCCCAAGAAGGCAGCAGGCACCAGUGGGAGCAGCAAGAGGUUUAUUUGCAGAGGAUGGUGCAAGGCUGCUGCCCUCCCACAGGACGAAGGGCAGAACCCACCACUUCCCCCAGCUCCCCGUCCAAGUUACAAACUUUUAUCAAUAAUAAUAAAAAUCUUCCCUAUAUUAAA
Catharus ustulatus (Swainson's thrush) is the source of this 2456-nucleotide messenger RNA. RefSeq names its product endoglin (gene ENG). The transcript is spliced from 15 exons. Bases 45 to 2036 code for a protein of 663 amino acids. The record is from RefSeq and is a predicted model, not a curated record. Gene Ontology annotation, biological process: vasculogenesis. NCBI's taxonomy places the organism in Eukaryota, Metazoa, Chordata, Aves, Passeriformes, Turdidae.